Dibothriocephalus latus is the source of this 789-nucleotide messenger RNA. The record is from the annotation of a GenBank genome assembly. Lineage: Eukaryota; Metazoa; Platyhelminthes; Cestoda; Diphyllobothriidea; Diphyllobothriidae.
AUGGGAGUCGAGUUGGCCGACAGUCCACACACCCAGGAGCUGAUUCUUCAGGUGUUUCAGCAAAGUCUCAGCUCUCCCGAUAUUCUCAGCGAAAUGGGCGAGAUGAUCAUCGAUCAAUGCGGCUGCAUGCUCAUCGCGGGAUGUCCGUCGGUCUAUCACCAGAUCAUUGCCCUCUUCACAGAACUCAGCAUCAAAUCGGCCAAGUUAUGCAUCUUCAGUGGACCAUUGCCAGAUCCGCGUUCUAUGAACCGCUUCACCUGUGUAAUAAACGGGUUCGCCAACAUGGCAGCAUGGUUACAGGGCCAAGAUGAGCUCAUUGAUCUUCUGGGCAGGUUGUUGGAGCACUUUGUGCAGCUGGACGUUGAACUGCGACGCGAUUUCAAGAAUGGCGAAGCGCUUCUUCAUAGGCUUCCUCCUAUUCAACGCCCAACAUCCCGACUGCACAAACUGUUUCGCGAUUUCUGGCUCUACUGUGUCAUGUUUGACUUUGCGCAACCAGACUCAAAACAGCGGCCUAAGGAGUGGUUUCUUGGUGUCUGUGAAAUUGCCGCCAAGUGUCCAACGCUUCUGGCUCGGGAACCCCUGCGUUCUGAAUUGAACUUCAGUUCGGCCUUGGAUUCAAAGACCAUGUCACAGGUCUCUCGAUUUUCUAGGCUAGGAUGCUUCACCUGUCUUUUUGCCGCACGCACCCUUAAAUAUUCUGCCUACGCAUUUGAAUCAUUGCUUUACAUUAUUGUGAUUUGGACUUUGUUCUACCUGCCAUUCGAGCUGACUACUUCGGAAUCAUAA